Molecule: messenger RNA, 2576 nt
Organism: Schizosaccharomyces japonicus yFS275
Lineage: Eukaryota; Fungi; Ascomycota; Schizosaccharomycetes; Schizosaccharomycetales; Schizosaccharomycetaceae
Product: eIF4 binding protein
Exons: 3
Coding region: 156-2444 (762 amino acids)
Cellular component (GO): nucleolus
Molecular function (GO): RNA binding
Source: RefSeq, a predicted model, not a curated record
CUGAGAACAAUAGCACUCUUUAGGAGACCAAACCCUCCAAAAAAUGCUCACAAGGACUUACAACUCCCGUAACCUUUUUCUUUUUCUUGUAGUCGUGGAUGCCAUAAGACACGCAGUACUCACCCACCUUUCCUUUGCCUUCUUCCAAUUGAAUUAUGGCCGUCGGAAAACGCAAAUCAAGAGCUCCCCAGCUCCCUAAAAGCCUUCUAGAUGAGUUAAAUGUUGAUGUCUCAAGCGCAAAUUCGCGGUCAAAAAAGCAAAGAACCGGUUCUAAGGACCGCUUUCAAGGAAGAAAAAAUAGAACGACUGGAUACUUUAAACGCGAACAUAGUCAAAAUGUUGAAGACGAAGAAAGUGAAAUGGUUUUAGAGAAGAAACCUUCAAAAAGCCAUUCUAAAGGAAAAUCGUCUAAAGAACAGAAAAAAGCACCUCUUCCACAUUCAGUACUUGCUGCGUUAGAAGACGAUGACAAGGAGAUUGCUUUUUGGGAGAAAAAACUUGGCGUGUCUGGUACGGCAAAAUCUUCCAAGGUUGAUCCAGAGUUUGGUUGGAUUCUUGAAGACCUCGGAGCCGAUGCUAGCGAUUCCUUAGACAUGCUAGAAGAAGAUAUGGAUGUUGGAGAUGAAGAGGACGUUGUUUCUCCAGAAUCAAGUGACGAAGGCUCUGAAGCUCUCACGUCCGAUUCUGAAUUUGAAGGAUUUUCAAACAAUGAAUCUGAAGAUGAAGUGGAUGAGAGUCAGUCCAAGACAAAAGAUGCAACCACGGGUGAAACCUCGCAGGUCACAAGCACUCGUAUUGAUCCGUUGAAGCCGGCUGUCCCUGCCGCACAAACGGCAAGCUAUGUGCCUCCUUUCUUGCGAAAGAAGGCCGAACAGGCCUCAAGUGAGUCAGAAGAGCAAAUUCGUUUACGAAGAAAAUUACAGGGUUUUCUGAACAGACUUUCUUCUACAAAUAUGGGAAGCAUCAUUGGCGAGAUUGAGGGUGUUUAUCGAGAAAACCCUCGUCAUCUCGUCACGGAUACGUUAACAAAACUUCUGCUCCAGACCAUCGCCUCUCGCGAGUCCAUGCUGGACCAAUUGGUUAUCGUCUAUGCCGCUCUUGGCACAGCUUUGUACCGCGUAAUCGGCAUCGAAUUUGGUGCUCACCUUCUCCAGUCGCUUGUUGAACGUUUCUUGAACCUGUACCGUGAAAACGGACAACGCGGUACGACAAGCAAUAAGGGUGCCUCUAAUUUGAGUGUACUCAUUGUGGAACUUUACAACUUUCAACUUAUAUCUUGCGUACUCAUUUAUGAUCUUGUUCGCUUGUUCUUAAAGGAGUUGAACGACAACGACGUUGAACUUCUGCUCAAAAUUUUGAGAAAUUGUGGACAUCAACUGCGCAGUGAUGAUCCGCACGCGUUGCAGGACAUCAUUAAUGAAGUGCAAAAUGUGGUUUCUAAGAAAGACCCUGCAACUGUUUCGGUGCGCACGAAAUUCAUGGUAGAAACCAUCAUCAACAUUAAAUCAAACAAAGCCAAGGUGUCUGCUGAAAAUGCACGACUAAACAACGAGUCUGUCAAUCAACUGAAAAAGUUCUUGUCGUCGCUUAACAACCGUAGCCUUCGUGCGACAGAACCUCUUCGAGUGAGUCUUGACGACAUUGAAAACGUUGAAACCAAAGGAAAAUGGUGGCUCGUUGGUGCAUCAUGGAAGACCAUUGACAACACGAAGGAGACACAACUCGCUGUGGAAAGUUACCGGGAGAAGGUCCGCAAGGAGGAGGCGAUUGCUCAGUCAAAGCUUCUCCAGAAAGCUCGUAAGCUUCGUCUGAACACAGACGUCCGCAGAAACAUUUUUAUUGCAUUGAUGGGAGCGGAGGACUACAUGGAUGCGUGGGACCGCAUUGAAAAGCUGAACCUAAAGAAUGCCCAGCAACCAGAGAUUGCUUACGUGCUUAUGCACUGUGUUGGGAGUGAAUCUUCUUAUAACCCUUUCUACAGUUUAGUAGCCUUGCGUUUCUGUUUGCGCCGUCACAACUUAAAAAAGUCGUUCCAGUUUGCGUUGUGGGAUUUCUUCAACGAAUUACAGUCUGACGAAGAGAACGAUACGCCGUCGUUAAAGCGGGUUGUCAAUCUUGCCCGCUUUUUCGCCGCACUUACUCUCGAGCAAGGCCAACCAUUGACAAUUCUGAAAAAGGUCGACUUCAUGGUUGCCGGCUCUGAAAUGCGAACAUUCCUCAUUGUUUAUCUCAACGACAUCCUUGUUAACACCAAGUCUGAUAUUGAUCUUAUUAAGCUACUGGAGGUUCUUACUAACGAAAAGGCACUUGCAAGCAAGCUCGAAUGGUUCUUGAAGAAGCAUGUACGGCAUAACCCUCUUGUAAGCUCAAAGGACAAGAAAAAAUUGGAAGCAAAUUUGGCCAUGGCCAGAGCUGCGCUACAAAGCAUGGCACAGGACAGCUAAGCAGUGCAUGAACUUUCUUAUGUACUAAAAUUUUUGGGGUAUUGGGUAUGUACAGUAUGUACGAGAAAAUAUAAUCAUAACCGUUAUAUAUAUUUAUGCUACGAAGGAGACGAAAGGUGAGGAACAAAGGGG